AUGCCGGAGCAGAGCAAGAAGCGGCGGCAGCGCAAGCGGACGGCGGCGGCCACGCUGCUUCUCGCAUACGCGGCGCUUGCCAUGGAGCGCGCCGACGCGGCUCUGCUCCCGUCGGUGUACAGGGAGAUCGGCGCUGCGCUACAGGCCUCGCCCACCGCGCUCGGCUCCAUCGCGCUCUCCCGCUCCGUCGUGCAGGCGGCGUGCUACCCGCUCGCCGCCUACCUGGCCGCGCGCCACGACCGGCUCACCGUGAUCGCCCUCGGCGCCUUCCUCUGGGCUGCGGCCACCUUGCUCAUCGGCCUCUCCACCACCUUCGCGCAGAUGGCGGUGACAGCGGCGCUGAACGGCGUCGGGCUGGCGCUGCAGAUCCCGGCGAUCUUCGCCUUCGUCGCGGACUCUAUCGACGGCUCGAACAGGGGCAUGGCCUUCGGGUGGCUCAUGGUGGCCAGCAAGGCCGGCACCGUGGGCGGCACCACCCUGGGCCUCCUCAUGGCGCCCACCUCGUUCUUCGGCGUUCCAGGUUGGCGGCUCGCCUUCCUCCUGCUCGCCGCCAUGGGGGCGGCGGUCGGCGUGUCCAUCCGCGCGUUCGCGGCCGCCGGCAGCAAGGCCCAGCCCAGGGCCGCCAAGACGGUGCGGCAGGAGCUGCAGGAGUUCGUGAGGGAGGCGAAGGCCGUGCUACGAAUCCCGUCGUUCCAGGUCAUCGUGGCGCAGGGGCUCACGGGCUCGUUCCCCUGGUCGGCGCUGUCCUUCACGGCCAUGUGGCUGGAGCUCGUCGGGUUCUCCCACGGCGAGACGGCGGCGCUGAUCACCCUGUUCAAGGUCGCCACCUCGCUGGGCGGCCUCUUCGGCGGCAAGAUGGGGGACGUGCUCGCCGGGAGGCUCAAGAACUCGGGCCGCAUCAUCCUCUCGCAGAUCAGCUCCGGGUCUGCCAUCCCACUCUGCGCCGUCCUGCUGCUCGCGCUCCCGAGCAACCCGGCGAGCUUCGCCAAGCACGGCGCCGCGCUGUUCGUCAUGGGGUUCAUGGCCUCCUGGAACACCUCGGCCACCAACAGCCCGAUACUGGCGGAGAUCGUGCCGCCGCGGUCGAGGACGACCGUGUUCGCGCUGGACCGGACGUUCGAGGCCGUGCUCGCCUCGUUCGCUCCCCCGGUGGUCGGCCUCCUCGCCGAGCGCAUCUACGGCUACAAGCUGGUGCGCCGCCCUGAUGCGGGCGGCGCCGAGCACGCCGCCUCCGUCGAGACGGACCGGCACAACGCGACCUCGCUCGCCAGGGCCCUGUACACCGCGAUCGCCAUCCCCAUGGCGCUGUGCUGCCUCGUGUACUCGUUUCUGUAUUGCACCUACCCCAGAGACAGAGACCUGGCGCGGGCUGAGACGGCGCGAGAGGGAGGUGGAGCCCGUCCCGGCGGCGACGGGUCCGACUCCGACGAUGAAGGGGAGGACGAGAGGGAGCUGCUGCCGCAGUGAGCGGCGUUGACUGACCGCG
Molecule: messenger RNA, 1486 nt
Organism: Lolium rigidum
Lineage: Eukaryota; Viridiplantae; Streptophyta; Magnoliopsida; Poales; Poaceae
Exons: 2
Coding region: 1-1467 (488 amino acids)
Biological process (GO): transmembrane transport
Cellular component (GO): membrane
Molecular function (GO): transmembrane transporter activity
Source: RefSeq, a predicted model, not a curated record